AUGCUCGCCGCGGCCACCUCAUGGCUGGUCCUGGGUGCCACGACCCACGCCGUGAGAGUGCACCAGUUCGCCGAGCUGUGCAUCCAGUGGGCCGCAGCCGGGAUCGACAGCCUCGUGCCGCAAUGGUUCGGCGAGUACAUUGAGAUAGUGGAACUCGGGCGCAUGUUUGUCCUUACUUUCCUAUGUGCCGCCGCUUUUUUCGUCCUCCGGCCCACCAUGACGUACCUCGUCUUCCGCCCGCUCUUCUCGAUCAUGUGCCUGACCGCGGACGAGCGCAAGCGCAAGCUCGACGCCGAGCGCACGGAGCUGCAACUCAAGUGGGAGGAGUCGUGCUGGAAGUUCUUCGUGUACCUGUCCUUCUCCGUGGGCGCCUGGCUGGCCUUCAAGGACUCGGACUACGCCUGGGACUGGUCGACCAAGGAGUUUUGGAAGGGCUGCUACGCGCUGCCGUGCCAGCGCGCGCGGCCCACGGGCUCCCUCGCCGCCAUCUACAACGUCGAGUGCGGGUUCUACUUCUACGCCAUCCCGUCCCUCAUGUUCCUCGAGAUGCGGAGAAAGGACUAUUCGGUGAUGAUGACGCACCACUUUUGCACCCUGGGCCUCAUAUUGUUUUCUCACAUCGCCAACGUGCAGCAAGUCGGCGUGGUCAUCAUGUUCUGCCACGACGUCUGCGACGUCGCCAUGGAGCUCGCCAAGCUCCAGAAGUACCGCGGCGGCCCCCCCGUGCCCCUGUUCGUGGUCUUUAUCGUGGUCUGGGUGCUCGCGCGCCUUGUGUACUACCCGCUGUUCCCCGUCUACAGCGUCCUCUUCGUCACGCACCGCGCCCUCGGCCUCACGGAAACGCCGUACCCGGGCUGGCGGCAGUCGGAGCACUGGACGGUCGGGUCGCACCUGUUUGACAUCACGAAGCCCCACUUCCUGCACUUCACCGCCACGUGGCUCUUCUUCUCCGCGCUGCUGCUCGCGCUGCAGGUCAUGCACGUGUACUGGUCGUGGCUGAUCUUCAGGAUCGCGUACAACCAGAUCAUGUACGGGGACGCGGACGACGUCCGCGAGGAGGGGGAUGCGGUGGCCAAGCGACGAAAACAGAAAGCACACGCAGAGGGGAAGAAAACGCGGUGA
Molecule: messenger RNA, 1122 nt
Organism: Pedinophyceae sp. YPF-701
Lineage: Eukaryota; Viridiplantae; Chlorophyta; Pedinophyceae
Source: the annotation of a GenBank genome assembly